Molecule: messenger RNA, 2118 nt
Organism: Ciona intestinalis (vase tunicate)
Lineage: Eukaryota; Metazoa; Chordata; Ascidiacea; Phlebobranchia; Cionidae
Source: RefSeq, a predicted model, not a curated record
UGCCUUUUACCUGACGUAGGGGAAUUCCCACUUUUGUGGUAAACAAGGCAACAAACAUAAACAACACGGUUCAUGAAAUGUGAUGGGUUCUGAUUACGGAGAAAACAAAUUUUAAAGAUGAAAAUAAAGAUAAAAGUAUGACCAGUCAAUCAUCAAAGCUAUAGUUUGUUGAUACAACAAUAUCUACAUCAAUUGACUUCUAGUUUAAGUACCAGCGCCCAGGAGAGAUAAACCAUGACGUUGUCAGUCCACCAAUCAAACACUUGGGAAAAGACGAGCCCUCGCAAUGUAAGGAACCCAAACACUGCUCAAGCUUUGAAAAGAUAUUUGGACCUAACUUUGACAGGAACAAAGAAAAAUUUGGCAACACACGGAAAGAACAUAGGUCGGAAAGGUCACCCCCCUUCUCCAUACACAUUUGAUCGACCGGAUAUGGAGCAUUCAGUCUACCAAGUUCUUAAUGCUCACACCAACAAGACAUCUCGGUUCAAUAAAGCCCCAAGUUGGGUGCAGGAAAUAAACGAAAAAGUGAAAAAUCACAACGGAGAAGCUCCCAUGUUUACUGAGCAGUUUUUACCGGCAUAUAAGCUAGAGCAGCACAGGCCAGAAUCACGUCCGUUAUCAGGAAUAUCAACCAAGAGUGCCCCGGUGGUGAUUAAUGGUGAAAUGUAUUAUCGACCAAACAGAAAACACACAUAUUUACAGGCAUCUAAUCGACCUUGCUCGGCUAAGGAUGGGAGGCAAACUCGGGCCAAUAAAUUGAAAAACAAACAUCGUGCACAAUCCAUGACAGCUCUGCCUUCAAAUGACACCAAACAACAAUUAAAAAGGAUGAAGGAGAAGAAGCCAAUACCACUUCAUCUAAGCCGAGAUUUGCUCCCAAUACCAUGUCACACCGGUGAAACUCCUCAUUCGUUUAUCAUCGGAGCGAGGUACAACUGCUCUAACUUCAUGGACUCUAGAUCAUUUGCUCGCCUCGGACUUUACGUUCCUCGUCAGGAUCCUCUUCGCACUUUCCUGAAAACUUACAAGGGGGAAGAUGGGAUUGAAGAACCAACGAGUGAAUCAGACUUUGUUGGCUUUACCAGUGUAAGAGUUGGGGGUAGCAGCACUAAGACACAACCAAAUAUAGCAAGAAAGCCACCAACAGGCCAACGUAUGCAACGUUCCCUACCCCCUCCACAUGUACGUAGGGUGGUGCGGGAAGCUUGGCUUAAUGGAGAUUUGACAAACAACACUGAAACAAACCAGUCAAGAAACUCAGUUGUACAUUAUGCUCCUCAGAUUGAUAAUGAAAAUCUACCUAAUUCAAAGGUUGAAUACAAAGCACCAUCCACAACCCCCAGGAGCUCAAAGCAAGUUUCAAAAUCCAAGCCUGGUUCAAGAAAUAUAAAUAUAACUGGGCAGCAAGUGAACAACGCUGUGUCAGAGAGUCCAGUCAGCCAACCUAGGUCCACACCAGGUGGCAGCCGAGCUUCGAAAGUUGGCACAAGUCCAGUCAUAAGAAAGCGAAGCAUUGAAGCAAUAGUUCCAUGUCCGGAAUAAAUUUUUGUUUACAUAUUUUUGUUAAAGAAGUGGGUUUUAGUUGCAAAAACAACAAUCCACUGCCGUUCACAAAAUGUUCCACCAGUGGCCCUCUUUGCAGUUUUACCUGUCUGGGUUUUUUUAACUUUCUUAGCAUAAAAUUACAGUUCUUAAAACAGUAUGAAAAAUAUAAGACAGGCAUGACGUACUUUACUAUCCGCUUGCAAUGCUAGUAUGCUACACUAUGAAUUCCUGUUACCAUGUACCGUAGUAUGUUUAAUAUGCUGUGUAUAAUUAAUGUACCUUUAAACAUGAACUUACCUGGUUUUAUAAUGUAAUUUUCCUAAUACCGUUUCUGCAGAAACACUAACUUUCUACCUCAGUGGUCUUCUGCUUGCCAAAACACAAAACUAAUGACCAAAAUGGAACAUUUUGUCUUGUAAGAAUUUGCAGCCAUAUUCAUAGAACUAGAACUAAAUCUUUUAAACUACUUUUAAUGCGGAUUACACUUAACAAUAACUAGCAUACUUAAAUCUGUUGUAUUUGUGUUCACUGUGAUUCAUGUAACUGUAGUGCCAAAUAAACUAAUUCAUU